AUGGAGGUAGAUCCUGGAAUCGGAGGCGACGAUCUGCGCGCGGGGGCGUCUUGGAGGGAAAACGACGGCCGCCGAGAAACAGAGAGCGACGUCCUCUCAACUGGUACAAGGUCGAUUGGCAUCCAUUCCGAACGUUGCGCGUCGUCGUCAUGUCUGAGUGAGUUUCUUCUCUUUUCUCGUUUAUGAAUCAAGUUUUACUCUUGAUCCUUGUCAAUCAAGUUUUGAUCAUUGUCAGGGAUGUUGCAGAAUUGUCUUAUGUCUUAUUUUAAGGAGCAAUCUUCUAAAAAAUUACCAAAAAGUGGAAAAUUGAGGAAAAGAUUUCAAAAUUGCUGUGUUUCACUUAAGAGCUUCCUAAUCACAAUUUUACAAGGAACAACCUUGCGGUUUGGAAUUUUCUACAAAUUUGCCCAAACACUCUCUGAAGAUCUGGAUAUAUAUCCCUCAUAGUCGCUAACUGCGCGAAUCCCUAGUAUUCGAGAUAUCAGUUUUUAAAGUUCGCUCUUAACGCAGAAUUAGACCCUACGAGUUAAUUUCAAUUUUCAACUUGAAAUUAUUUAAAAAUGUGCUCUAAUCAUUUCUAAAUGUUUAUAUGAUGAUCCAUAAAAAAUGCAACCUGCGCCAGCUUCUAGCUUUUGAGAUAAUUGAUUACGAAAAACGAAAAGUAAGGCCGAAAAUCCUUUUUUUGCAACUUCGAAAAAUCAUAUCUCAAUAACUAGAAGUUUGCGCAGAAAGCGACAAUGAAGGAUUUCCAACUGGAAUUCAGAGAAAGUUUGAGCAAAUUCGUUGAAAAUUUAAAACCGCAAUGUAAAAUGACCUCCCUUGUUAGAAAAAGUCCGACGAUUUUUAUCUUUUUGAGUUAUGGCGUCUAAUUUUUUUAUACAGCAAUCCAUUGCGAUUUUUGGAAACUUCAAUAUAGCAAACAAAAAUAAAAUAAAAAUCGUGAAAAUUGAGCAAAAAAUGUCUGUGAUCCUUUUUAGAGCACCUCAGUCACGAUUUUUUUGAAACGAAGCAUCUUUUUUUCACUUUUUCGUGUUACAGCACUUAAAUUUUUUUCACAGCUAUCCAUUGCAGUUUUGAAAACUUCAAAAACCCGGUUAUUUAAGAAAAAAAUGAUUAAAAAAAUUACACUGCCAAUUGUAUAUAUAGUAUACACGCCUGUAAACCACUUUUUCAAAUCUACAUAUUUUUUUCAUCUCUUCUCAAAUAUUGCUCUCGAGGUUAAGUUUACAUUCUUCGAUUUCAGAAAAAAAGCUGCAAGUGCAAUCGUUGGUUGAUCAGCCUCUCAGCUGCGUUUGAAUCUGAUGAGGUAUCCAAUUUUCUCUCGAAAAAGUCCUAAAUGAGUUUAUUUUUGAUUAUUUCAGUUUGAAAAGCUAUUCCGCAAGGGAGUCCAAUGCAUCACUGCUGAAGAGUAUAAAAGGAUUCCCGAGUUCAGACACAGGUAAAAUGGAAAAACUGGAUAAGCUAAUAAAGUUCAAUCAUUCCAGAGAAGACGCCCUUUCCUCCUUGUUUGGUCGUCUUCUGUUGCGUUAUGCAGCUCAAAAGGUUUCAAAUCAUAAAAAAAUUCUGUACGAAAUUCAAAUAUUCUCAGUUCACCGGCGAGGAAUGGAAAAACAUCAAGUUUGAGAGAACCGAGCGCGGAAAGCCGUACGUCGCAAGCCCGCCAGAUACUAAAUUUGGUCUGAAUGUCUCUCAUCAGGUAACUUUCAUUUCAAAAAUUGUUCAAAAGGAAUUCGCAGUAGUUUCAAGUUUUUUUUAAGCACUGCUUUUGUCCGGAGGGCAAGGAAUAGUUUAAAAAGACCCGUUUUAAGCCAAAAAACAUGAAAUAAUAAUACAACUCAACGAUCUUAGGCUUUACAAAAGUACGAAAAAAAUCUUAAAUCCUAUCCAUAACGGCUAAAUUUAAUUUUUGAGUACUCUGUAUUUCAAGAAAAAAAUCGUGAUUUCAGGGCGAUUAUGUCGCUUUUGCCAGCAGCUGUACCUCGAAGGUUGGUGUGGACAUCAUGAGGCUCGACAAAGAAAGUCAGUUUCUCAUUUACAAUCAAAGAGAAAUGUUAUUUUUCUCCUUUCAGGAAACAACAAGUCGGCUGACGAGUACAUCAACUCAAUGGCCAAAUCAGCAUCACCUCAAGAGCUUCAAACGAUGAGGUCUCAACCCACUGAGGCCAUGAAAAUGACCAUUUUCUAUCGUUAUUGGGUUUGAAACUUGAAAAAUAUGUCCUAGACAAAAAUAAAAAAGUUUAGUGCUUGAAAGAAGCAAUCCUGAAAGCAACUGGUCAAGGAAUCUUGAAAAAUCUGGACUGUCUCGACUUCCGGAUUGACAAGUACGAUCGCUACAGGCCUGGUAGGGGAUUCUGCAAUAAGAAUGGCUCACUAAGAUGUUCAGGAUGCUUCGUGACGUCGACCACUGUGCUGGAAGAUGGUGUUCUGCAGGACCAAUGGAUUUUCGAGGAGACUUUUGCUGACACCAAUCAUUCGGCCGCUGUCUGCAAAGAGGUGAAAAAUCUGGUCCUAUUUUCAGAAAAAUUUGAGAAAUUCUGAUUCCGUCUUCAAAAACUUUACGACUCGAAAAAAUUAGAGAAUGACAUCAUCUUCAAUUUUUUUCGAAAGUGACGUCAUAGCCUUUUUUGUCGGUGUUUCUUUUUUAUUCUGACACUCUGAGAAACCUUCUAACAUAUUUGGCUCAGUGUUGUAGGAUCUGUACUAUCUCUGCUUUUGAAGACUGUUCCUAACCCCAAUAUAAGCCGCCCAAAAAAGUUUAUCUCAUUAUUCUGCUUUUUCAGGAACCAUAUUUUUCUAUAUUUUCGAAAAAUACCCAGCUAUUUAGCCCUGUAAGACUGAAGAAGGAUUUCUUGAAAAUUGUCAAAUAUUUCGAAAAGAGUCUAGUUCUUGUCUCUUGUCUUAAAACUCCUACCCAAAUUAGCAACAAAGACUCUUUGUCUUAUAAAAGCCUUUCUAUCCCCAGACAAGUAGUCCAAAAAAAGAGGAUGAUCCUUCUCGGGCGCCGUGCGGUUUAUCAGCGGCUCGCACGGAACGGAGCCGACCGCCUGUCACUGUUCCGUUCCACACGAGCCAUUUUUUCGGCGUCCCUGUCGUUCAUUCGUUUUUUUUUCCUUCGCGUCGGGGUGAGAGGCUCCACGACGAGCACAAACAUUAGCAAGAUCAUCCCUUAACUUGCACGGCGAUGGUUGCUUCAAUUCACCCAGUUCAAAGAGUUCGUAACUGAAAAAAAAGAAACAAUUUUGCCACACUUGUUUUGAUGUCAUUUCCGAAAAAUAAGAGUACUUCAAUAAAAUUUCGGAAACAGUGAAGUGAACUAACAAAGACGUCUGAGCUGGUGGUUCGAAGGACAACGAAAGGCUCAAAUUCAUCGUACACAAAAAGUCCGCAACUAAAAAAAAAAGGGAAAAGACCCUGAGCCACUUUUUUGAUGACCUUUGGUAAAAAAAAAUCUGUUUCUUUGAUCUAACAGUUUCAAUUUUGAAUUUGUUGAGAAAAUUAGUAAAGUGAGCAAUGUAGAGGUCUCUCAUCAAAUUUUUUUCGAAAAAAAGAACAAUUCAAAUAUUUCCACAAGUUUCUGAAUCAAGACUUCUGAAAAGUUUUGUGAGAUUUUGAAACCAUAAACCACUUUUCAAAAGUUAUCCUUGUUUUAUUAAUAUCUCAAAUUACCCUGUCAUCAGAACAGGAAGGUUUUGAAAACUCAAAAAAAUCCCAUCUUCUUCUCUUGAACCUUUGAUUUAUUUGAGCACGAACCACAACAUCAACAAAAAACGAUUGAAUGACUUUUUUGAUUGUUCCGAGAAAAAAAAAGCAAACUUGAUUGAAUGGAGAACAAGUGUUGACGCGUUCGGAUCCGAUGACCUCAAGUAUAUUUGGUUUAGGUUUUUUUUUGCAUAGUAAAAACAUUUGAGAACCAGUUUUAUACCAAUAAAGCGUGUAAUUCGAUCUCUUAAGUUUUUUUUUUUUGAAAGCUGUUGAAGGAAGAAAACGUGUAAUUCAAUCAGUAAACUUAUUUUUGUAGAUUCAAUCGAAUAGGUGGUUGUCAAGAACUUUUAAAUUUGAAUUGAAUGAGUAUUUUUAAGCUUUAAAGCAAUUUCUGGAUUGCUUGAAAAUGUUUUUAAUCGGUGAUUUUGAGCUAUGAAACUUCUAAACUUCUAGGGAAAAAAAUCUCAAAAAAACUUUCGAGAAUUUCUCAAGCGAAUUUUGGGAGUUUCAUCUGAUCCCGACGCUUCCUCGGUUAGAAACGGGAAAAUGCCGUAAAUUAAGAACUUCAAAAAGUUCUAAUGAAUGCCUCAAAAAAAGUCAAGGCUAAUUUUUUUGAAAAUUAUGGCUAAUAAUGAACUCCUUUGUCGAUUCAAAUUCUCAAUUCGAUUUUUUUUUUUCCUGAAAUAACUGAAAAGCCGCAAUCCAUUAGAGAGCUUCUGAGAGCACAGAUCAAACCACGAAAAACCUAUUGAAUGAUUUUUUCUGACUGUUCCGAGAAUAAAAAAAUGAUUGAAUAGAGAGCAAGUGUUGACGCGUUCAAAUCCGGCGUCCUCAAGUGUAUUUGUCGUCUCGACAGUCUGUUUCCCGGUUUCGUUGGACAUUCAAUGAAAAUUUGUUGAGUAGCGGCGCCGUGUUUUGAUCUUCCAAAGUUGGGAGAUAUUCCAGAGAAAAAAAUUAUGACUCGGAAUAUAAAGUAACGGACAAAUUUUUCAGAGAGCAGAAAAAAAUUUUCAAAAAAAUUUUUCUAUCAUGAAACCAGGUUUUUCCUGUUUUGAGGCCCUAAACUUGGUGAUUGGUUCAUAAGGAACUUUUGAGCUUUGAAAAAAACGAAAGUUAUGAAAAUUGAGAGAUUAUUGUUUUUUUUUCUGUACCGAAAAGGCAUCGCAAGAACAAAAUCUCAGAACUUUAAAAUAUCACAUUUUCAUUUUCAGAAGGCACUGCCGAGAGAAUGCGUCUUCCGAAAAGAUCCUGAAGCGAAGAUCUUUUUUUCAGUAAGGUAAGCAUCCAUCAAAUAAUGCACAGAUCCAUUUUUUCAAAUUAUAUAAUCCCAAAAAAAUAGAUUCCACGGCAAACCUUUAAUAAUCCGACCGGUGUUUGACCAUUGCCUGUCUGGCGUGAGUCAGACAAAAAAUAGGACAAAUAGGCUCUUUACAAGUGACUCAUGCUCGUUAUUUCCAGAUCUCCUUUGCCACUCUUCUGGAGAAUGCUGAGAUCCUGAACCCUCUGCCCAACAACGCCGCCGACGCCUUUGAGGAUUUUUCCAAGAAACCGAAGAAAGCUUUUUGA
Molecule: messenger RNA, 5268 nt
Organism: Caenorhabditis auriculariae
Lineage: Eukaryota; Metazoa; Nematoda; Chromadorea; Rhabditida; Rhabditidae
Source: the annotation of a GenBank genome assembly